AUGAAGGCAAGCGAGAUUCAGCUUCAAGCUGUUUCAGCAUCCCUGUAUCGCCGGAUUUGCGCCCUGCAGCAGGAGGUCUCCCACGCACAGAAGGCCAAUGAAGAGUCUCACAGGCAGCUUGUAGAUCUCCAAACUCAAAAACAUGCGCUUCUGGAAGAAUCCAAGAGGCAGCAACAAGAUCACAGGUGUGAAGUUUCCGAUUUGAAGAAGCGCCUGAGGGAGACUGAGGAGCAAUGGAAACAGGAGAUGCAAGAGACGUCUGAACAGAUUUCGGAAAGGGACAAGAAAAUAUGCAGUCUCGAAGCAUCUUUCAACAGAGCCCAGUACUCGAAGGAGCAAGAAUGGGAGGGGAGGCUAUCCAGCGCCAGGGAUGGCUUUACCUCUCGUCUCCGGGAGGCAACGAGCCAGAACGAGGAUUUGACGGCGAGGUUGGAAGUGCUGUCGAGGGAGAAGGCUGGUAUGUGCGACAUAGUUGUCAUGGGAAUGGACGCAAGGUUGACGAUUUUGCAGGCGGCUUUUUCAGUCCCGUGCUUAUUUAUGGGGCUGGUAUCGGAACACAGAAAAAUGCAGGCAGAAAUGAGCAGAAAGCAUAAGAAGGUCGAAGGGGAGCUUGCAACGACCCUGAAGAAGGCUCUGCAGGCGGAUUCGUCAAAGGCUGCGUUGGAAGAAAUUGUGGCGGGGCUGAAAAGCCAAUUGUGCAGUCAAAAGGCCGUCAUUGACGCCCAGGACGCCAGCACCGAGGAUCUCCACAGGGAAAUUGCAGGUUUCAAGACUCGCAUCGCCGAACUCCAAGUCCAGGUUGAAGAGGCCAAGGAGGAGGCCCACGGCCACGCGCUGGAAGCAGCCAAAGCCAUGGAAGCGAUGGAAGCGGCGCAGGCCGAACAUGGUGCGAGCGUGGAAUCCCUUCUGAAAUCGUGGACUCUCGAGAAAGCUGCAAUCACCAAACUGGCGUCCGACACCGCCCGCCGCGCUCGCGACAGGGCAAAGAGAGAGGCGCUGCGGUGGGAUCAGAAGCUCAGGAAAAUGAAGGCGGAGGCGAAGAAAUUGAGCGAGGAGCGGGCCGCUCUGCAUGCACGUGUGUACGAUCUAGAGGAGCAAGUGCUUAAUGGAGAACUGAACAGAGGCCCGGAAAAGUUGGUCCCUGGUCCCAGCAGCGCAGGUGAUGCAAACCAUGCUUGCGCACCAGAAAUCGACACGGCACGGCUUCUUGAGGAAAUGGCUGCAGUCCGUGCCCGUCAGGAGGCAUACCUUCAACGGGUCAACGCCUAG
Molecule: messenger RNA, 1269 nt
Organism: Ostreobium quekettii
Lineage: Eukaryota; Viridiplantae; Chlorophyta; Ulvophyceae; Bryopsidales; Ostreobiaceae
Source: the annotation of a GenBank genome assembly